Molecule: messenger RNA, 6907 nt
Organism: Carlito syrichta (Philippine tarsier)
Lineage: Eukaryota; Metazoa; Chordata; Mammalia; Primates; Tarsiidae
Gene: PIEZO1
Product: piezo type mechanosensitive ion channel component 1
Exons: 43
Coding region: 120-6722 (2200 amino acids)
Biological process (GO): cellular response to mechanical stimulus; detection of mechanical stimulus; regulation of membrane potential
Cellular component (GO): plasma membrane; endoplasmic reticulum
Molecular function (GO): mechanosensitive monoatomic ion channel activity; monoatomic cation channel activity
Source: RefSeq, a predicted model, not a curated record
CCCAGGCAGGGCCUCAGGGAGCCCCUGCCCCAGCUCCUACGCGGAGGUCACGGCUAGCUGCCCGGUUCCGGGUCACGGCUCACUGGCUGCUGGUGGCCGCUGGGCGGGCCCUGGCCAUUAUGCUACUUGCGCUGGCAGGCAUUGCCCACCCCUCGGCCCUCUCCAGCGUCUACCUGCUGGCCUUCCUGGCCGUCUGCACCUGGUGGGCCUGCCAUUUUCCCAUCAGCCCCCGGGGCUUCAGCGGCCUCUGCAUCGUGGUGGGCUGCUUCGGCGCCGGACACCUCAUCUGCCUCUACUGCUACCAGACGCCCUUUGCCCAGGCUGUGCUCCCACCCGCGGGCAUCUGGGCCAGGGCACUUGGCCUCAAGGACUUCGUGAGCCCCCCCAACUGCUCCAGUCCCCACGUGCUGACCCUCAAUACCAGCCACGACUGGCCCGUGUACGUGAGCCCCGGCGUCCUGCUCUUGCUCUACUACGUGGUGACCUCACUCCUGAAGCUCCCCGGGCGCCGCCCCUGCGACCAGAAGGAGGCAGCGGCCAGGGAGGACGAGGAGCGAGAGCUGGAGCUGGCUGAGCUGGACCCAUGGCCCCAGGAUGGGGAGGCCACCCAGCACGUGACGCCCACACCCGCGACACCCGAUGCGGAGGCCGACAACUGUAUCGUGCACGACCUGACUGGCCAGAGCCCCACCCGGCAGCAGCCCCUGCAUUCCCGGCGGGCUGCGCCCAGGGAGCCGUCCCCAUUGCAUGGCCUGGGUCACCUCAUCAUGGACCAGAGCUACGUGUGUGCCCUCAUUGCCAUGAUGGUGUGGAGCAUCACCUACCACAGCUGGCUGACCUUCGUGCUGCUGCUCUGGGCCUGCCUCAUCUGGACGGUGCGCAGCCGCCACCAGCUGGCCAUGCUGUGCUCGCCCUGCAUCCUGCUCUAUGGCCUGGCACUGUGCUGCCUGCGCUAUGUGUGGGCCAUGGACCUGCAGCCUGAGCUGCCCACCGUCCUGGGCCCCGUCAGCCUGCGCCAGCUGGGCCUGGAGCACACGCGCUACCCCUGUCUGGAUCUGGGCGCCAUGUUGCUCUACAUGCUCACCUUCUGGCUCCUGCUGCGCCAGUUUGUGAAGGAGAAGCUGCUGAGGACAGCCCGGGUGCCGGCUGCACUCACAGAGGUCACCGUGGCUGAUGCAGAGCCCACGCAGACGCGGACACUGCUGCGCAGCCUGGGAGAGCUGGUGCAGGGCCUGCACGCCAAAUACUGGAUCUACGUGUGCGCCGGCAUGUUCAUCGUGGUCAGCUUCGCCGGCCGCCUGGUCGUCUACAAGAUUGUGUACAUGCUCCUCUUCCUGCUCUGCCUCACCCUCUUCCAGGAGGAGGGCGGCCCCGGGGAUGAUGGGCAGAGCUCGGCCAGCCCCCACCAGGCCACACAGGUGCCCGAAGGCGCAGCCAGCAAGUGGGGCCUGGUGGCUGAGCGACUGCUGGACCUCGCAGCCAGCUUCUCGGAUGUGCUCGCGCGCGUGCAAGUGUUCACACGGCGCCUGCUAGAGCUGCACGUCUUCAAGCUGGUGGCCCUGUACACCGUGUGGGUGGCCCUCAAGGAGGUGUCAGUGCUGAACCUCCUGCUGGUGGUGCUGUGGGCCUUUGCCCUGCCCUACCCGCGCUUCCGGCCCAUGGCCUCCUGCCUGUCCACCGUGUGGACCUGUGUCAUCAUCGUGUGCCGAAUGCUCUACCAACUCAAGGUGGUCAACCCCCACGAGUACUCCAGCAACUGCUCCCAGCCCUUCCCCAACAGCACCAAUCUGCUGGCCACGGAAAUCAGCCAGUCCGUGCUGUAUCGGGGGCCCGUCGACCCCGCCAACUGGUUUGGGGUGCGGAAGGGCUACCCCAACUUGGGUUACAUCCAGAACCACCUGCAGAUCCUGCUGCUGCUGGUGUUUGAGGCCAUCGUGUACCGGCGCCAGGAGCACCACCGCCGGCAGCAUCAGCUGGCCCCGCUGCCCGCCCAGGCCGUGUGUGCCGACGGCACCCGCCAGCGGCUGGACCGGGACCUGCUCAGCUGCCUCAAGUACUUCAUCAACUUCUUCUUCUACAAAUUCGGGCUGGAGAUCUGCUUCCUGAUGGCCGUGAACGUGAUUGGACAGCGCAUGAACUUCAUGGUCAUCCUGCACGGCUGCUGGCUGGUGGCCAUUCUCACCCGCCGGCGCCGCCAGGCCAUCGCCCGCCUCUGGCCCAACUACUGCCUCUUCCUGGCACUCUUCCUGCUGUACCAGUAUCUGCUGUGCCUGGGCAUCCCCCCAGCCCUCUGUAUCGAUUACCCGUGGCGCUGGAGCCAGGCUAUCCCCAUGAACUCUGCGCUGAUCAAGUGGCUGUACCUGCCCGACUUCUUCCGGGCCCCCAACUCCACCAACCUCAUCAGCGACUUCCUCCUGCUGCUCUGUGCCUCCCAGCAGUGGCAGGUGUUCUCGGCCGAACGCACAGAGGAGUGGCAGCGCAUGGCAGGCAUCAACACCGACCACCUGGAUCCGCUGCGGGGGGAGCCCAACCCGGUGCCCAACUUCAUCCACUGCAGGUCCCACCUUGACAUGCUGAAGGUGGCUGUCUUCCGCUACCUGUUCUGGCUGGUGCUGGUGGUGGUUUUUGUCACGGGAGCCACACGCAUCAGCAUCUUCGGCCUGGGCUACCUCUUGGCCUGCUUCUACCUGCUGCUGUUCGGCACCGCCCUGCUGCAGAAGGACACGCGUUCGCGCCUGGUGCUGUGGGACUGCCUCAUUCUGUACAACGUCACUGUCAUCAUCUCCAAGAACAUGCUCUCGCUGCUGUCCUGCGUGUUCGUGGAGCAGAUGCAGAGCAGCUUCUGCUGGGUCAUCCAGCUCUUCAGUCUCGUGUGCACCGUCAAGGGCUACUACGACCCCAAGGCGAUGGUGGGCCGCGACCAGGACUGCCUGCUGCCCGUGGAGGAGGCCGGCGUCCUCUGGGACAGCAUCUGCUUCUUCUUCCUGCUGCUGCAGCGCCGCGUCUUCCUCAGCCACUAUUUCCUGCACGUCCAGGCCGAUCUCCAGGCCACGGCCCUGCUGGCCUCCAGGGGCUUCGCCCUCUACAAUGCUGCCAACCUCAAGAGCAUUGACUUCCACCGCAAAGCUGAAGAAAAGUCCCUGGCCCAGCUGAAGAGACAGAUGGAACGCAUCCGCGCCAAGCAGAAGAAGCACCAGCAGAGUCGGGCAGGCCAUCCCCAGGACACCCUGGGCCCCGAGGACCUUGGUGAAGAGCCAGGGCCCGGCAGUCCAGGGGGCUCUUCCCCGCCACGGAGACAGUGGUGGCGGCCCUGGCUGGACCAUGCCACAGUCAUCCACUCCGGGGACUACUUCCUCUUCGAGUCAGACAGUGAGGAAGAGGAGGAGGCCCUGCCAGAGGACCCCAGGGCGUCAGCACAGAGUGCCUUCCAGAUGGCAUACCAGGCGUGGGUGACCAACGCCCAGACAGUGCUGCGGCGGCAGCAGCAGGAACGGGCACAGCUGGAGCAGACAGGACAGCUGUCCACGGGGGGUGGCCCGAUCCCAGAGAUGGAGCCGGUGGAGGGUCCCGAGGACCGGGUGACAGGCCGCAGCCACGUGAUGCAGCGGGUGCUGAGCACAGUGCAGUUCCUGUGGGUGCUGGGGCAGGCGCUUGUGGACGGGCUGACGCGCUGGCUGCGGGCGUUCACCAGGCACCACCGCACCAUGAGCGAAGUGCUGCGCGCAGAGCGGUACCUCCUUACACAGGAGCUCCUACGGGGUGGGGAGGUCCACCGCAGUGUGUUGGUGCGCGGUGUGUUGGUGCGGCUGUACGACGGUGAGGCCGAGGUCCGGUUGACAGGCACCUCACAGGCCCGAGACGCCACCAGCACAGCGUCCAGCGGGCUGGGGGCCGAGGAGGUGCCCAGCAGCGUGGCCGAGGACACCAACAGCCCCCUGAGCACCGGCUACCACACACGCAGCGGCAGCGAGGAGGUUGUUACUGACCCUGAGGGGCCUGAGGCCGGGACUUCCCUGCAUGGCUCCCGGGAGCUUCUGACCAGCACUCGACCGCGGAUGCGCACAGCCAGUGAACUGCUCUUGGACAGGCGCCUGCAUAUCCCGGAGCUGGAGGAGGCUGAGCAGUUUGCGGAGGGGCAGGGCCGGGCGCUGCGGCUGCUGCAGGCCAUGUACCAGUGCGUGGCCGCUCACUCGGAGCUGCUCUGCUACUUUGUCAUCAUCCUCAACCACAUGGUCACUGCCUCAGCCGGCUCCCUGGUGCUGCCGGUAUUGGUCUUCCUGUGGGCCAUGCUGUCCAUCCCACGGCCCAGCAAGCGCUUCUGGAUGACAGCCAUCGUGUUCACUGAAGUCACAGUGGUCACCAAGUACCUGUUCCAGUUCGGCUUCUUCCCGUGGAACAGCCAUGUGGUGCUGCGGCGUAAUGAGAACAAACCCUACUUCCCACCGCGCAUUCUGGGUCUGGAGAAGACCGAUGGCUACAUCAAGCAUGACCUGCUGCAGCUCAUGGCGCUCUUCUUCCACCGCUCCCAGCUACUGUGCUACGGUCUCUGGGACCAUGAGGAGGACCCACUGUCCGAGGAGUACAGCAGCAGUGGGAAGGAGCCAGGAGCCGAGGAGGGGCCCCAGACCAAGGCAGGCGCAGGGCCCCAGGAGGAGCCAGGGGUGCCUGGAGCCACCACCAAGUACCAGGUUCAGGAGGAUGCCAGGGUCGGACCCACGGAUGGGCCACGAGUGGCACUCAAGCCCCACGACACGGGGCGUGUUGGCCUACGUUUCAGAAGGAGGAGGAAGGAGAGUCUGGAACCCCGAGGACCAGCAGCCAUCGAAGCUGAGGACAGGGAGGAGGACGAGGAGGACGAGGAGAAAGAGGCUGCCAUGGGGAAGGAGAAGAGGCCAAGUCGCUCCCGAGAGAGAGUGCGGGCAGCUGGGCUCUGGCUGCAGAACUUCUGCCUGUCCCUGGCCCAGAGCAUGUACCGGCCGCUGCGGCGCUUCUUCCAUGACAUCCUGCACACAAAGUACCGUGCGGCCACUGACGUCUACGCACUCAUGUUCCUGGCAGACGUGGUUGACUUCAUCAUCAUUGUCUUCGGCUUCUGGGCAUUUGGGAAGCACUCAGCGGCCACAGAUAUCACGUCCUCGCUGUCAGACGACCAGGUGCCCGAGGCCUUCCUGGUGAUGCUGCUGAUCCAGUUUGGCACCAUGGUGGUGGACCGCGCCCUGUACCUGCGCAAGACCGUGCUGGGCAAGCUGGCCUUCCAGGUGGCGCUGGUGCUGGCCAUCCACCUCUGGAUGUUCUUCAUCCUGCCUGCCGUCACUGAGAGGAUGUUCAGCCAGAACGCGGUGGCCCAGCUGUGGUACUUUGUGAAGUGCAUCUACUUCGCCCUGUCAGCUUACCAGAUCCGCUGCGGCUACCCAACCCGCAUCCUCGGCAACUUCCUCACCAAGAAGUACAACCACCUCAACCUCUUCCUCUUCCAGGCGUUCCGGCUGGUGCCGUUCCUGGUGGAGCUGCGGGCGGUGAUGGACUGGGUGUGGACGGAUACCACGCUGUCCCUGUCCAACUGGAUGUGUGUGGAAGACAUCUAUGCUAACAUCUUCAUCAUCAAGUGCAGCCGUGAGACGGAAAAGAAAUACCCGCAGCCCAAGGGGCAGAAGAAGAAGAAGAUUGUCAAGUAUGGCAUGGGUGGCCUCAUCAUCCUCUUCCUCAUUGCCAUCAUCUGGUUCCCACUGCUCUUUAUGUCACUGGUGCGCUCCGUGGUUGGCGUCGUCAACCAGCCCAUCGAUGUCACCGUUACCCUCAAGCUAGGUGGCUAUGAGCCACUGUUCACCAUGAGUGCCCAGCAGCCAUCCAUCGUCCCCUUCACGGCCCAGGCCUACGAGGAGCUGUCCAGGCGGUUUGACCCUCACCCAUUGGCCAUGCAGUUCAUCAGCCAGUACAGCCCUGAUGACAUCGUCACAGCGCACAUCGAGGGUAGCUCCGGGGCGCUGUGGCGCAUCAGCCCUCCAAGCCGUGCCCAAAUGAAGCGGGAGCUGUAUAAUGGCACGGCUGACAUCACCCUGCGCUUCACCUGGAACUUCCAGAGGGACCUGGCCAAGGGGGGCACUGUGGAGUACACCAAUGAGAAGCACACGCUGGACCUGGCUCCCAAUAGCACCGCACGGCGGCAGCUGGCCAGCCUGCUGGAGGGCACCUCAGACCAGUCUGUGGUCAUCCCUAACCUCUUCCCCAAGUACAUCCGCGCACCCAACGGGCCCGAAGCCAACCCCGUAAAGCAGCUGCAGCCCAAUGAGGAGGCUGACUACCUUGGCGUGCGCAUCCAGUUACGGCGAGAGCAGGGCGCGGGGGCCGCCGGCUUCCUGGAGUGGUGGGUGGUCGAGCUGCAGGACUGCCGGGCCCACUGCAACCUGCUGCCUAUGGUCAUCUUCAGUGACAAGGUCAGCCCACCCAGCCUCGGCUUCCUGGCUGGUUACGGGAUCAUGGGGCUAUAUGUGUCCAUCGUGCUGGUCAUUGGCAAAUUCGUGCGCGGCUUCUUCAGCGAGAUCUCACACUCCAUCAUGUUCGAGGAGCUGCCGUGUGUGGACCGCAUCCUCAAGCUGUGCCAGGACAUCUUCCUGGUGCGCGAGACCCGUGAGCUGGAGCUAGAGGAGGAGCUGUAUGCCAAGCUCAUCUUCCUGUACCGCUCGCCGGAGACCAUGAUCAAGUGGACCCGUGAGAAGGAGUAGGGACCAGACUGGCCCAGAAGGGAGGAGCCAGCCGCUGUGCAGUGCAGCCACAAGGGGGGGGUUGGCGCUCCUCGGGCCGGGGGAGCAGCUGCCCCAGGCAGAGGCCACCAGCUGUGACACGUCCUCCCGGCCCACUGAGCCCUGAUGCUGCUGUCAGAGAAGGCGCGUGGCACUGCCAUCCCUCC